AUGGGCAAAGUCGGGCGCUUCGCGUGUAUCCUCACGCCUAUGUGCCUUACCCUCGCAUCUUUAAUAUGCUUCAUCAUCGUCAUGCUAGGGCAGACGCCAUGGUCUGGCAACAACGCCCCAGCAACAGCCUUGGGGCGCGAUCUCUACUUCUUCAAGGCGGACACAAGUAAACUAGUCGAGAACCCCGAGAACUUUUUGGACAAGAUACCCGACGGCAUCACACCCGACGCCGCGGAGAAAUUCCUCGACGCCCUCCGAGGCAAGAUGGACGCCAAGGAACUCAAGGACUUCUACCAGGUCGGCCUCUUCUCCUACUGCGAGGGCGAGAAGGAUGCGCAAUCCGGCAAAGAGACUAUCACAUACUGCUCCGCGCGCAAGUUCCAGUUCCACUUCGAUCCCCUCGCUAUCUGGGGCAUGAACGGCACCAACAUCCAAGAGGUGCUCGGCGAUAAAUACGACAGCGGCAUGAACGCGUACAAGAAGGCUGCUGGCUGGAUGAACUGGGCUUUUGUCAUCACGAUUGUGCUCACGGCUGUCGAGUUUGUCAUUGGUUUCUUUGCCAUCUUCUCGAGAUGGGGCAGCCUUGUUACUACUGUCGUGUCUACCGCACAAACCCUCUUCGCCAUCGCCGCCGCCGGAACCGCGACAGCCAUCUACGGCACCAUAACCGGCGUCUUCAAGACGGUCCUCGAUCCCUACAACAUCAAGGCUUCCAUGGGCAGCCAGAUGCUCUCCGUUCUCUGGCUCGCGGUCGCCUUCUCCAUCGGCUCCGGCUUCUUCUGGCUCAUCAGCGUGUGCUGCUGCAGCGGAAAGAGCAGCCACAAGAAGAUGGUUGUUGAGAAGACCCCAUACACAUACGAGAGGGUUGCGUCGCCGGCGUUUGGCCAACAGGGCCAUCAGAUGCAGCAGUGGCCUAGCAGCCAGAAGCAGACGCCGCCUACGGGUCAGCCUACCGCCUAUGAGCCGUUUAGAUCGCGCGUCUGA
This is a messenger RNA of Alternaria incomplexa, 984 nucleotides long. RefSeq lists its product as uncharacterized. The coding region runs from base 1 to 984 and encodes 327 amino acids. Gene Ontology annotation, cellular component: cell cortex of cell tip; plasma membrane. Gene Ontology annotation, biological process: fungal-type cell wall organization. The transcript has 3 exons. The record is from RefSeq and is a predicted model, not a curated record. NCBI's taxonomy places the organism in Eukaryota, Fungi, Ascomycota, Dothideomycetes, Pleosporales, Pleosporaceae.